Messenger RNA from Penicillium daleae, 2064 nucleotides. RefSeq lists its product as uncharacterized. Bases 1 to 2064 code for a protein of 687 amino acids. Gene Ontology annotation, cellular component: lipid droplet. Lineage: Eukaryota; Fungi; Ascomycota; Eurotiomycetes; Eurotiales; Aspergillaceae. The record is from RefSeq and is a predicted model, not a curated record. The transcript is spliced from 9 exons.
AUGCAGUUCAUUAAUAUUGCUAUGGCUCUGACCCUCGCCAGCAUCGUUUGUGGUGCAGCUAUCCCAGCGAGCCCCGUGGGCGAAAUAGAAGGUUCUCUGGGUACUUUACCUAUCAUCGGUGGCUUGUUCAAAUCGGUGGCGCCAAUGAACCCGGACACUGUCGACUCGGAUAGUGAAGGCCACAAAGUUCCUCGUAUGAUUAGUCUCCGACUCUCCGCACUGGUUCCCCCGAUAACCCCCUCGGCCAACCGACCUACCGUGAUCCCCCGAUUGCGUAAAUGGCGCCCCAGCAUCGAUUUACCUCUGAACAUGGCGUCCGACACUCCUAGAAAACCCUCCGCUAUCGACACUUCGCGCAUAUCCAUGGAGUCGCCUCCAGGCAUUGUGGCCUUGUUCGUCAUCCGCUUCGACAUCAGGACCGGGUAUGUGGUCUCAUGGAAGCGAACUGCGCCAGAUGUCGAGGUGGAAGGGGUGGUGGAAUACAAGUCGCUUCCCUCUGGACUACACAAUGUACACGAGGACCUGAUUUACUUCGUCCACGAAGAGUAUGCAGGCAUUAGCGCAUUCCUCAACCAGCCCGCCGAAGAGGCAGAGCGCAACGCUAAAAUGUUCGCGAUUGGAGUUCUGGUUCCCCUCAGCUCAGGGAGACUCGGAAAAAGCUGGAGACACGCUCCGAGAUUGAAGGAGUUGACACGGAAAUACGCCGCGGAUAUGUCUGACAUGCAAUCAUUGUCCGAUUACUGGGAUGCUUUCCGAAUCGGAGGUCCUGAGUCUUCUGCGCCAGACUCGCCGAUUGACUCGCCCCUUAGCCUCCGAUUCCGCUCAGGCGAUAGACCAGCCGGGCAUCGAAACCGCACCUUUAGCGAUGCGAUACGUAUCCUCGUUAUGGCCGAGGCACCAGUGCACACACCAUGCAACUAUGUGUAUGACCUGUCAUUACUGGCAUCUCUCCCAAACUCUCUAUUGCAAGUCCUCCCUCCGGACUGUAUUCUGCCCCUGCGACCUCGCCCUCUCUUCAAUAUUGGCAUUCAUGACAUCCCUGAUCUUGCCUCAUUCGACCCGUCGCGGGCGACCAUGGAUUCUGAGAAAGAUCCCAGCUGGAUCGCUUGCUCAACAGACAGCGUUCUGAGCAUGAAGCCCGAUCUCUACGACGUCCUCAUCACUCUCCCUCCACCAUACUCUCAGCACGCCAAUGAGCGUGUCUUCCCUACGAUCAGCUUGGUGGACCGCUCAAGCACUAAACAUAAUGCGAAACAAACUGUCAAUUUGAAAGCGACACAACGCGAUGCACGUCGAUAUGCUAUGCUUCGCAGAGGCCUCCGACAGUUCUCCCAGGACCGCUCAACAUCCCCAGAUACGGCUGAAUCUGAUGCCGACUCCACAUACUCAUCCAGUCCGAUUGUGGAGCCGCUCUCCUGGACCCGUCUUGCCUAUACCUCAUUUAUAUGGUGGGCUUCGGCCGGUGAGAAUCGCGACGGCUUGUCCGAAGAGGAGGAGGAACAUCAGAUUGAGCAAGACGCCAGGCUUCUGGCAAGCGUGGAAAGUCUUGCGUACCCUGGUACAAACGUAGCCCGCCGCUCAAUGUAUUCCGAAGACCAUGGCCAGGAGCCCCCAGAAGUCGCGCUGGUAGCGUACUUCCGCCGUCUCACCUCACAAAUAUUUUUCACUCUUGCCGGGGCCAUUGCGCGGCACGAUAGCGACGGCCGUGGUGCAAAUUGCUCAGGCGAUUCAUCCACCGACAUUCCGUGCCUCGAUGACCUCACAAAUGACGACGCAGACUUGUCACUCUCCAUGUCUCGACAAUCGAUCGGUGGCGAGGAUGGGAAUACGCCGCUCCUCCGGCAAAGAUCACAUGCGAGCCACACCGACCGCAGAUCAACUUGCGAAACCUACGACACAGGCGACCCUAUCACCAUCACGAUUGCCGAUAUGGCAGAAAUGGGUCUUGAUGUGUGGAGUGCCACAGAUCGGAUUUUCGUCGAAGAGCUGGUCUCUUUGUGGUGGGGGCGCUCUGCUUAUGUCGAUAGCGCCCGUAUUCGAUGCUGUGGCAUUUCCAUCUUGUGA